Dendronephthya gigantea is the source of this 1358-nucleotide messenger RNA. Its product is annotated as tenascin-like. Gene Ontology annotation, molecular function: calcium ion binding. Gene Ontology annotation, biological process: homophilic cell-cell adhesion; motor neuron axon guidance. Gene Ontology annotation, cellular component: membrane. Lineage: Eukaryota; Metazoa; Cnidaria; Anthozoa; Malacalcyonacea; Nephtheidae. The transcript has 7 exons. The record is from RefSeq and is a predicted model, not a curated record. The annotation marks the transcript as partial.
AAUGUCCCAAUCAGUGUUCCGGCAAGGGAAGAUGCGUGAAUUCUACUUGUGUUUGUAUGGCAGGAUGGUCUGGAAAAAGUUGUGAGAUAGGGAAUUGUUCGAUCUGCGAUAUAACGAACGGAGAAUGUGUGAAAGGAUUUUGUCAAUGUAAAGAUGGCUGGGAAGGACAUACUUGUAAUGUGAAAGCAACAUGUUAUAACGUCGGGAAUUGUACAAGUAUUAAGCAAGGAGUUUGCCAGAAAACGAAUCUUUGUCGAUGUAAUGACGGAUUUAUUGGUCGAAAUUGUAGCAUUAUUCCUACCUGUUCCAACGUAUCUGAUUGUUCUGGAAAAGGUAUUUGUGUCGAUUAUGACGUUUGUAAAUGUAACAGAGAGUGGACUGGUAGGAACUGCACUUUGCACUCUUGUUCAACUUUGGAUUAUUGCUCAGGGCAUGGCCAAUGUGUUGAUGUGGAUGUGUGCGUGUGUGAUUCCGGAUGGACUGGGGUGAGUUGUGCCCUUGCUGACUGUGCAGAAGUGGGUAAUUGCUCUGGUCAAGGUGAAUGCAUUGCGUCGAACGUCUGCCGCUGUUACCCAGGGUUCUCUGGCUCCAACUGCACAAACAUAGCAGAAUGCGGGCUUAGAAAUUGCAGCGGAACUGGCGCUUGUACGCAAGAGAAGUCUGGCGAAAACACGACGUGCAGAUGCUAUAACGGUUUCAGGGGAUUAGACUGUAGUAUUCCUUCGUGUUCUUCCGUUAAUAACUGCUCUGAUCACGGCAAAUGUGUAGAGGCUAACCUUUGCCAGUGUGAUAUAGGUUAUGGUGGAGCUAACUGUUCGAUUCCUUCGUGCGAAGGUGUCAAUUAUUGUUCAGGACACGGAAAUUGCACAGGUUAUGAUAACUGCGUCUGCGAUCCUCUGUGGCAAGGAUCAGCGUGUAAUCUUGGUGACUGUUCCAAAGUAAACCACUGCAAUAACCAGGGAAUUUGCGUUUCGCUGGAUACCUGCCUGUGUUAUCCUGGAUGGGAAGGGGCCAACUGUAACCUCAUCGCAAAAGUUAACCUACACGCUCCAACGUUCAAUGAGACACUGUACAAUGUAUCGUUGCUAGAAAAUAGUCCGAUUGGAACGAAAGUCAUUAGAGUACAAGCAAAAGAUGCAGAUACUGGUCAAAAAGAACAAAUGUUCUAUAUAUUAAUGGAUAAUCGUCUGAAGCAGAAACCAACGUUUGAAAUCCCGAAACCAUUGUUUGGAAUCGAUAGUAGGUCUGGUGAAAUUUUUACGUCUUCAGUUUUUGACUAUGAGAGUGUCGGACCUCAGUUUUUCACUUUAAACGUCCAAGUUUCUGACAAUGGUUAUCCACCGAAAAGACGGCUUUAG